Messenger RNA from Diorhabda carinulata, 2317 nucleotides. RefSeq lists its product as uncharacterized. The transcript has 7 exons. NCBI's taxonomy places the organism in Eukaryota, Metazoa, Arthropoda, Insecta, Coleoptera, Chrysomelidae. The coding region runs from base 283 to 2202 and encodes 639 amino acids. The record is from RefSeq and is a predicted model, not a curated record. Gene Ontology annotation, molecular function: protein binding.
UUCAACAACAAACCAACAUUGCAGUCGACCGUGGAUUACACGAUUACCCACUUAACAAUAUCAGAGAACCGCGCGUGAGUCAAAAUUAUCUACACAGUCGCACAACGUCGGCCAAUAUGGCCGCGAACGACGUCCAUCGACGUCGUUGAAUAAUAUAAUACGAAACAGCUGUUUUUAGUGCACAGUGAUCAAGUUGGAGGAUUAUAUACAACACAAUGAAUAUUGUUUUGUGCGAUUUUCUUAGUAGUGUGAUGUGCGAAUAAAUUUUUUGUGUUAAAAGUCAUGAGAAGGACUCCCCAGAGUCAGUCGCAAGGACAACUCGAUAAAAAUGAAGAAGAAUGUACCAGCACUUCGUCUCCGUCACAAAUAUUGGAAAGAGUCCAAUCGGAUCGCGUUACUGUUACGAAGCCCGAAGAAGAUCGACGCAGAAGAACGAUAAUUGUGGAAAAGAAAAACGGUUCCUUCGGUUUCACUCUUCAAAGUUACGGUAUCCAUUACAAAAAAGAAAAAGAAAUAGAAAUGAUUACAUACGUUGAUUACGUUGACUACGACGGACCUGCUUAUAGAGCUGGUAUGAGAGAAGGCGACGUCAUAUUAUCCAUAAACGGUACGGACAUGGAAAAAGCCGAUCAUAAAACUCUAGUCAGUUAUAUAAAAAAAUGUGAUAACCGUAUGAGGAUGGUGGUACUUUUCGAGGAUUGCGUUAGAAAGGUCGAACUGCACAUGCGUUAUAUUCAACUACAACGAAUCCUCCAAACUAAAAUGGAGGAAUUAGAGAGGCUGUGCAUACGAGAAAGACAAUUAUUAGAAGGGAAAUGGAAGACGCAUAGUUUACCGGCUAGAAAAAAAGCUUCCCAAUCUUGUAACGAAGGACCACCCACACCAACGCAAGCUUCUUAUUCAUAUUGCAGACCGACUGUUUCAACUGAAGAUGUAGCGAAAAUUGCCCAGCAACAGAAGCAAGCGACGCCGCCUCUGGCUUUCGCUUAUCAAUAUUUAGAUUCUCGUUAUAGAUAUAUUCUUCAACCGUCAAAUACAAGCAGCGGGGAAUAUUUAUUAACAUUGGAGCCUCCCCAAUAUAAAGAUCAGCACAAUCUCAUAAUAAAAACCCCUUGCGAGCAGAAACAGAAUAGAGCUUCCCAACAGAGAAUUGAGAAACCGAGAAAAGCCCCGGUUUUAUGUCAACGCUACGCAGGACAACUCUGCAAUCCUUGCGUGCAAUCAGGAUCUUCAAGUAAUGGAGAUAACAAUAGUUUAGACGCGUACGACCUGGCGAGUCCAUGUUGCGAUCCAAGAUGCGUACCGAAUAACAGAAGAAGAUCGCGCAGCCACAAAGAACAUAGAAAAAGAGAUUCUAAGACUGAGGAAACUCAAACCGAACCCCAGCAAACGAGAUCUCGACCACAUUCUCAAUCGUCGCAAACUACUCCCGAUUAUCCGGUUCAAAAAAGAUAUUUCCAUUUUGGAACGGGCCUAGUGAGUCAAUGUAGUUUACAUUCCUGCACAUCGAGCGAAGUCAGUAACGCAGUACCGACAACGUUAGGCGAAAGUUCUGCCAAUAGUUAUACGACUUCUUUAAGUACCGACACCCUGUAUUGGGACGGAUCCUGUGAUACUAGACGGACGAGCAUAAAGUCUUCUUCUAAGCAUGACCAACAGAGAUACUCGCAACAACCCCAGCAGUACGAAACUAUCUACAUCCAAUACAAACAAGUGAAACCGAAGUCUUGGGAUAAUUUGGCUACGAAAGCGUUCGGUGGUUACGGUUUUGGUUACGGAUAUUUGGAUACUUCUUCGAAAUGCGGACAAAAAUCCGGUCGACCUCCGCCUUCUACUAAAAGUCAGGGUACUCAGUACGUUAGGAUGGAUAAGCAGUCGAGCAGUGGAGGAACUUCGGGGCAACUUCAGUAUACCCCGCAUACACAUCGAAGAUACAUACAACCAACAAAAUCAACAGAAAGUCUCCUAUCAGCUCCAAAAUAUUCAUCUGAAGCCUUAUCAGACUCGAGCUUAUCUUGUGAAUGUUUGGAGAACGUUUCUCCCGGUCCGGAAUCAUCGGAGAAUCGAUUUUUUCCCUGUACUAGAUCUAGCUUAAUCAGUCCUACUGACCCAAAUUUUGGAUAUUACAGUGCAAGAAGGGCAUCCCGAAACGAAUAUACCAAAAACGUCGUAACCACGAGCUCAGAAGCUACACGAUUAUAGACAAACAACUUUUUACAUGUAUUAGAGCAUUUUUUUGAUGCUUCGUUUUGUUUUUAAUUUAUUUACAACGUAUAAAUGUGAUUAUUAUUUGUUUUAAUAAAAACUUUUGUUAAAA